UGAGAUGGAGGCGGAGCCGCCAAAUCUGGCGCCGGUAAUGCUGUAUCCGCGCUGGAGCUACGACGAUAUCAGACUCAAGUACGCGGUGGCGAGGCUGAACAAAGAGAACCCUGACGCGGAACCGAUCGUGCUGGACAAGCUCACGGAGCAGGAGCGGGCUACGCUGGUGCAUGAUGAGAAGGUGAGGAUGAGAAAGAUCGAGCAGGAGAUCGCGAAACAGCAACUCGCGGAAUUCCUAGCGAAGGAAGACGAGAGGGCCCUGGCGCCGCCUCCGCCUGAGCCGGAGGAGGAGGAGGAUCUCGGCAAAGAACACUGGCAGGAGCGCUAUGACAGUAUCCGCAACUCCUUGGUAAAAACGAAACAGCACAGGCACAAAAACUUCUGUUUUGAUGGCACCACGCGUAUCCCUGCCAUGUGUUUCACGGACAACCCUAUGCCUGAUUACACCGGACACGGAACUACAGUGCAGUUCUUCAGUGUGAAGGUUGGGGGAGUAGAUGGGGGUUUAGCAUGGCCGCUGGAUGUGUUUGGUCUGAUUGCCGUGCAUGAUAAAUUGGAUUACAGUCGGAAUGUUAUCUUCAGCCGCACCAGGGAAAACCCCCAGACCCUUACUGAACAGGAUCCCUAUUUUACGUUGACAGGUCCAAGCCGUGCUGUUGUGUAUGAAAACCGUGUGUACUUCGAGACUGUGCUGAAAGUGAAGGGAGCUACUGAACCUGAGGACAAAGAUUUAAGCCUUCUACUUAAAUGCUUCGUCUGCUGCCAAAAGGUCAAUCUAUGUAAGAGUGAAGGACAGGGCAUAUUCGAUUCAUGUGUGAGCAGCCGCCUCUACACCAGCAUGCUCAGCACGCUGGAGCUCACUUGUGGCCUUGUCAUGCGCUCCGUGGAGGCCACUAUCACUCUGCAGAUUGUGAAGGGGUCAUGGCCAGAUGGUUCUCGAGGCCUCUUUACAGCCUACAUUGGUAGUCUGGGUCACAUGGAAAUCGUGCUACUCGAUUCUGGAAAAGAGAUGGUGCCUGUGGUGUCUGCCACCGACGGCAUGGUUAAGCUGUCUCGUCGUGUUAUUUCUGUCGAGAGGUUCGGGCAGCUGGUAGUCCAUGCCGUGGCAUGUCGAGGUGGCAAUAAGGACCAGGUUUUGGCAGAGAACAAGGUGUCAUUUGCACCUCUGGAUUCAGAUAGAAGCCGCGAUAAACUUGAUCUUGGUGUCUGUAAGUUUGACGUCACCGUCGCCUGGUCUCGUAUUCUGGAGGAACAUGCGGUUGGCCAUUUACCUCUAACCAAUGGAUCAGUAGACAGUUUCACCUGACACUGCCUGACAGUUUCUGUUACGGACGUAGUAGUCUCAAGAGUUGUUAUUGUUGCUUUCUUCUGUAAUGUUGUUUCUGCUGUCCACUGCUUAAUGAUUACACUCUCAUCACUAAAUGAUGAUCCCGAA
Messenger RNA from Lolium perenne, 1435 nucleotides. RefSeq lists its product as uncharacterized. Lineage: Eukaryota; Viridiplantae; Streptophyta; Magnoliopsida; Poales; Poaceae. The record is from RefSeq and is a predicted model, not a curated record.